Messenger RNA from Exophiala dermatitidis NIH/UT8656, 855 nucleotides. RefSeq lists its product as uncharacterized. The record is from RefSeq and is a predicted model, not a curated record. Bases 1 to 855 code for a protein of 284 amino acids. Lineage: Eukaryota; Fungi; Ascomycota; Eurotiomycetes; Chaetothyriales; Herpotrichiellaceae. The transcript is spliced from 3 exons.
AUGUCGAGAGCAACAUCAGACGAUCAGUUGAAGUUCCUGUUGAGCUGUGUCAGACACUCCAACAACGGAAAGGUGGAUUUCGUGGAAGUUGCAAACGAGUGUGGAGUUGUCAGUAAAGGAGCAGCGGCUAAACGGUAUGAGCGGCUCAUGAAAGCCAACGGCAUCCACCCAAGUGGAAAUCAAGUCGACACUACCCCCCCAAAACCCUCCGCUCCAGCAAAACACAAGGCAAAGGAUUCAUCGGAUAAGGCUGCGUCCACAAAGAAGCGGAAAAUCGAAGAUACGAAUCCCAAGGGUGAUGCCAAUACAAAUGGCAAUGCCAAAGUCAGCCGAAAAGAGCACACAAGCAAGCCAUCUACAACUCACAAGACGACGGAGCUUGAAGCACAGAGUCAUGGAGCUCCUGCGCCCACCACUGCAUCCAUGCCCAUGCCUACAGCAUCUUCUCCUUUCUUUCCACGACCUAUGCAUCCUUAUUCGUUUCCACAUCAAGGGAUGAGGCCAUCGUUUCCAGCGUACCCACCUCUUUCACAUAGUCCCGCCGCUUCUCUGCCACCUGGAAUGCACAUACAUGCGCCGUAUGCCGUUCCGCUGAAUACUCACAUGCCAGGGGCAAUCCGAGACAUGGACAACCGAAAUGGGCCCGAUCAAUACAGUAUUGCACCGGAAGCAUUCAUCCAGCCACAGGCCAUCCAUCAGAACAUGAUGCCAGCUUUUGCUGAGACAUUACCGACAAGUCUCCCUCCACCGCCUCAAGAGAUAGAACCCCUCCGGCAACAUGGAACAACAAGCUCAGUCUCAACACAACCAAAAGAAGAGCAGCAGCCGGUGGGCCACGUCGUAAUCGAUGACUGA